Molecule: messenger RNA, 8728 nt
Organism: Pogoniulus pusillus (Red-fronted tinkerbird)
Lineage: Eukaryota; Metazoa; Chordata; Aves; Piciformes; Lybiidae
Gene: TEF
Product: TEF transcription factor, PAR bZIP family member
Exons: 5
Coding region: 189-1163 (324 amino acids)
Biological process (GO): regulation of transcription by RNA polymerase II
Cellular component (GO): nucleus
Molecular function (GO): DNA-binding transcription factor activity, RNA polymerase II-specific; RNA polymerase II cis-regulatory region sequence-specific DNA binding
Source: RefSeq, a predicted model, not a curated record
GCAGCGCUCAUGAAUACUGAAACGUGCACCGGGCGUCAGCUGGUUGCGCCUGCGCCCUCCGCCUCUCGCCCGCCGUCUGCUCUCUGGUCGUCGUUUGCCGACGGCUCCCGGGGACCUGCCGUAGCCUCCCGCUGGGCGCUGUGGCCGUUGGCUACCGUUGACAACCCGCCCGCCGGCUCGCGGGGAGUAUGCCCGGCCGCGCCGCGCACCAGGAGGCGGCGGCGGCGGCGGCGGCGGCGGCGGCGGCAGGAGGAGCAGAGCCCACUGCAGCCGGGGGGAGCGCGGGGGCCGCCGCGCAGCAGGAGCAGCGGGGCCUGGCGGGCGCCUUCCCGCUAGUGCUGAAGAAGCUGAUGGAGAACCCGCCGCGGGAGGCGCGCCUGGAUAAAGAGAAGGAGAAGAUAAAGCUUGAGGAAGAUGAGGCAGCAGCUGCCAGCACUAUGGCAGUCUCGGCUUCCCUUAUGCCACCCAUCUGGGACAAAACUAUUCCUUAUGAUGGCGAAUCUUUCCACCUGGAGUACAUGGAUCUGGAUGAGUUCCUGCUGGAGAAUGGAAUUCCUUCCAGCCCUACUCACCUGGAUUUGAACCAGAAUCCACUCUUGCCUGUGGCUGAGCUGGAAGGAAAGGAGUCUGCCAGUGCUUCCACUGGUUCUCCUGCAUCAUCCUCUUCCACUGCAGUUUACCAGCAAUCUGAAGCAGCCUCCAGCACAGAGUCCCCACCACAAAAUGAGAGAAAUACUCCCAGCCCCAUCGAUCCUGACUGCGUAGAGGUUGAGGUGAAUUUUAACCCUGACCCUGCUGAUUUAGUGCUGUCCAGCGUGCCUGGUGGUGAGCUCUUCAACCCUCGCAAGCACAAGUUUACUGAAGAGGACCUGAAACCACAACCAAUGAUUAAAAAAGCCAAGAAGGUUUUUGUCCCAGAUGAGCAAAAGGAUGAGAAGUACUGGACGAGGCGGAAGAAGAACAACGUGGCGGCCAAGCGCUCGCGCGACGCCCGGCGCCUGAAGGAGAACCAGAUCACCAUCCGGGCAGCCUUCCUGGAGAAGGAGAACACCGCCCUGAGGACCGAGGUGGCGGAGCUGCGCAAGGAAGUGGGACGGUGCAAGAACAUUGUUUCUAAAUACGAGACCAGAUACGGACCCUUUGACUUAUCUGAUUCCGAGUGAUGCAACCUUAAAGACUUUAAAAAACACAAAGAAACUAACAAAGCACACACGAAUCGGCAGUCUUCAGAGUGAGCAGUGAAAUCUGUGAGGUGUCCCAACACAAACAACUGACGAUGACCCUGCCUGCCUGCUUGUCUGCAAGUACCCCAUCUGAACUACCCAGGGCUGGGCAUGAUGAAAAGUGCAAAGUCUCCUUUAACUCUGUAUAUGGCUUUUCUUAUCUGUCUUUCUCACUGUAACUAUGAACUGCAGUAAGCUUUCCCUACUGGGGUUUUGUCAAGACGCUCGAAGUUCAUGUCUCAGAGUCUGCUGACAGCCUGUGUGAAUAGUGACUCUUUGUUUUGACGCUCAAGUGGAAGAAGAUAGGGAGUUUGAAAUCCAAGUGUCUGUGUAUAUUAAGAACUGCUACAUUUGACAACUGUUUUCCCUGCAGUAGAGUGGACUUGACUUACUACUGCAGCUCACUUCUGGUACAGUGUAGCAUCUUGUGCGUGCAGAAUUAAAAGAUUUUGGGAAAACAGCAGUCUGUCAUGUGUGAGACUUCCAGUGCAGAAAAGUACAGCAGAUGUAUGGGCACAAUCCAAGCAGCACUGCAAAGAGCAGUCGUGAACUUCUAUCGAAUGACCCAGCUCAUAGUAAGAACACUUUGGUUGCUUUCCUGCUGCUCAGCUACGCUGCUGUAACCUGACUUUUUCUUUCCUUUAUGAGACUCUCUUUCGUUUAUGGGAUCUUGCUCUGAACCAACGUGUAACUUCUGUUAAUGAUUUAGCAAUCAUGGAAACGGUGCUAGUCUGAGCUGCUGGUCUCCGUGUCUUUUGGCAGUCUGAAACUACCAAAGGAGCAUUAGCUCCAGCAACAGGGUGGCUGUUAGUUGCCAUAUCCCAGUUUCCUGUCUCUUGAAUAACCGUGGCUGUGAAAGAGUGCUUUGUUCAUCUGUCUUACAGAACCAAAAGAGCCAGCCAUGGCCCACCGUUAAAACAGGCAGCUUAAGUAUCAACUUAAGUGCUGGGGUGGACCAGCAGAUGAAAGCUUGGGUAGGGAUGUGUAGAAGAUGGAGGAGUUAGGUGGAAGUUCCUUUUUUUCAGAGUUUCAUAGCAUAACAAAUUUAGCUCUUAAGUUUCCUUAUUAUCAAAGAGUAAAUUUUUUAGGGGAAAGAAAUAAGAGUACUUAAUUUUUGGGGAACCUAGUACAGGGCUUGUAGCCAAAUUGGAGUUAGUAAGACAGGAGUCUCUCUUGUGCCUGGAGACUGAUAAACUUCAAGAAAAAUAAUCAUGAAAGCACAAGUGCCAGAUUUUUCAGUGGCACAACUGCUUACCAGCAAAGCUAAACACUAUCUUGUUGAACAAGUAUUUUGGCUUUGCAUUUAACUCAAGAGUUUCCACCCCUGUUGCAGAGCAGAAAGACCAAAAAAAAAACCCCACAACCCCCCCCAAAAAAAGGUGCAAAGAAGCAGCCAAUGUUGUAAACUUCAUUAACAAUAAUAAAAGUCUCAAAGGUGCAAAGAAGCAGCUGAUGCUGUAAACUCCAGUAACAGUAACAGAAGUCUCAAGCCCCAGAAUUCAUAACUAAUUUUUGAAGGCAUAAGCUUUGUAAGGAGCAUAUACAUUGAAUGCAAUCUUUGACCUAGUAUCUUUUUAAUGGACCAGGUUACAGAAGUCAAGAAAAAGGCUUUUAACUUUUUUAACUGGUUACUAAAAGUGUACUUAGUGUAUUAUUACACUUUGGGAUUCUAAAGCUCUGGGCUAAUCUUGGGGUAUUAUCUUGAAAUAGAUGAAUAGUUUAGCUUCUUGUUGCUGAAGCAUCAGCAUAUAUCUCUCUGUAUCAAGUAUUGGACUGAUUUGGACUGAUAUUGUUGGGAUGUACUGAAGGGUUGGGUUUUGUUUUUUUUUUGUUGGUUUAUUUUGGUGCUAAAAGACAAACUGUGGAUUAAAAAAAAAAACACGUGGGGGGGGACUAAAAAACAGACAAAACCAAACACAAAAAAUUCUUUACAGUGAGAGUGGUGAGACACUGGCACAGGUUGCCCAGGGAGCUUGUGGAUGCUCCCUUCCUGGAGGUGUUCAGGGUUAGGUUGGAUGAGGCCUUGAGUGAUCUGUUGUAGUGGGAGGUGUCCCUUGUCUAUGGUUGGGGGUUGGAACUGGAUGAGUUUUGAGGUCACUUCCAACCCAAACCAUUCUGUAAUUCACAGAGGGGAAAAAAACCCCAACCAAAAGAACCCCCAAAACAACAAAGCCACUACAAAACACCCCAAAAUAAAGAACCACCAACCCUGAAAGCAUAUAAAUGUAGCAACUCUUUUUGCAUUGAUGCUUUCUACUUCUUCAGUUAUCUUUGAAUGGUUGUGCUGAAAGUCAACGCCUCCUGUUGACGUCGCCAAGCUUGGGGGUCAUGUAACUGUGCAACUUCAGUCGCUUGUUUUUUUCCCCUGUGGUAUUAAAACCUUUCACAAUGGAAAUUUAACAGUGAAUGUCCAUUAGGACCUUUCUUUCAGAGCAGACUGUUAGCAAACUCUUGUGCUUCCCUGUAGGACGGUGCAGAUUUGCACGCUCUGUGAUUCGCGCAUCUACGGGUAGCGAAACUGGAAAAUUGCACUUUAAGGGUGAGUGAGGCUUCACUUUUGUAGUUGCAGAGCUCUUGUUUUUUUUCUUUCUCUUUCAUUAAGGAGCAACAUCUUUAAAGAUAGAUGAGAAGGUAGUGACCAUUUCCAGAAGCGCAGGCAUUGCCAGACAAAGCCAUGUGCAAUGCUGACUUCCUUUCUUGGUUUUUGCAGUCUCGGGUAGUUAAGCUUACUGCUUCAGAGCUCUCUGCUCCUCUCAGAACAACUAACUAGAUACUCUUUCUUUGACUAGGGUGACAAUCCUGUCUGUAAAUGGUAGCUUGGGUCCCUUUUCAUAGUGGGCAUGAGAAGAUCAAUAUUCUCUUAGCUCAAUUUGCAUAUUAAAAGAUGCUGAAUUGGCUCUGAAGUUCUCUAGCUUUGGAACAUGCUCUGUAGAGGCCAUAAGUGUGCCUGAUGCCAGUGUACCCUGUUCCAGCCAUAAAGGGACCAUCUCCAAGGAGAGAAUAUAAAGGGAGUGCACCUUUCAACGUCACUGCAGGGAGCAGGUUUUGAUGCAGCUAUACAUUCAUCAGGAGAGUGAACUGACACCAAAUGGACAUUUUACAGUGCUAACCUAUAAGCUGUUCAUGAGAUUGAUGGGCAGUGAAUGUCAUCUUAUUCUACAGAGGAGACAGACUAUAAAUAAAUGAUGUGCAACAUUUAAUACAGUAUUGCUUUCAUACUGUGGUCUUCUAAUCCACACAUAGUUAUAUCUCCUUAAAAUAAUGAGAGGCUGUGUUAAAAAGUUCCCUAGAAGCUUAAUUUUUUCACCUGUUGCUAAGAUCUGCUCCCACUGAAGCUAGUAACAAAGAUCUCAUUAACUCCCCCAGGAAAAAGUCUGUACUCUCACAUAGUUAUGAUAAAGUUUUAGCAAGCAGUGGUGCUCUGGGUGUCUUUGCUUUUUACUCUGGAGUGUGCUGUGCUGGGGUCAGAGUGGCUGAACCUCAGACUGCAGGUAUAAUGUUGGUAAAUAGGUCCUAGCACUUGUUCAUUUACAGUUAGUGAUAGUUUUGGGUGCUCAGAUUAUCCAAAUUCUGCCUUUUGGUUUGUUUCUUUGUUUUCCUUACCCUGCAUGAACCAGAUGAAAAGGUGGUGUAUUCCAAACUUGUGCUGGGAGAAGGAAUCUUGGGUUUUUUAUUACAUAUUAAAUACAUCUUUUUGUAGUUCUAGUCACAAUUUAUGUCUUUCCUGACAAUUCUCCAUCUCCCUGCUGGGCUGUUUGAAAGCCCAAGUUGUUCUAGCUGUAGAAAUCAAUUUCAGCAUUAUCUGCAGGAGUGCUACUAAUUGUACCAAAUUAAUUUUGAGUUGAGAGGUGGAAGUGGAAGGCCAGCAGCUUUGGGAAUACUGUAAUAAAACCACUUGUGUGGAAAAAUAAUUGUGUGUAGGCAGCAGAAACAACAGACUUGCACAGAAGAGAGAGAGUAUUGCUGCUUCAGCCUUGUAACCCUCCUCAGAGUAACAGGACUUAGUUCCUAGUGAUCAGAUGCCUGCCUUUUUGGUGAGAGUGGAGGUAUUUUGGACCUCCUGAGCUGAAGAUCCAGACAGGCUUUUGUUCACCUUUCUGGUUUUGGCUGCUGAGCAUGUAACAAGAAAUGCAAAGUUAUCCUAAUGCACAACUCUGAUAUUUUUGGUGACCUAAGCCUAAAUCCAUGAAGAGCCAAAUAAUUUGUUAAUGCUAGUGUGCUACUGCUUUGACUUUGCAGCACUGCAAGGCACUGACUGGCUUCCUAGAUGUCCAGAUAAUCUGGGUAUUUGCCACUAUAACACAGCAAAGAUAGAUAAGCUCCCAGUUAAAAGAGUGGGAGGAAAAAAGGCAGCAGCAAGAACAGGCUUAGCUGAACUUCUGUGGCCAUGCCAGCAUAAUGCUCAUGGAGAAAUGACAGGGUCCUAAUUCAAUCAGAUUUGUUAUACAAAGUGUGAUUUGUUACUUGGGUGGUGUCCUUAGCUGCUGGUGAGUUGCUUUUGGAAGACAAAUUUCUUCAAGUUCCAGCAGCUACCCGGGGCAAGGAACCCUUCGAGGGCCAUGCAUAGACAUGGAUAUGUGGCCAAGGGGAGUAAAGAACUGGGAAGAGUAAUGCAAGAGUUUCUGAUCUCAGCAGCAGUUGCUGAAACUGAAGCCUUACUGUUUACAAUUUGAAGCUAAUUUGGAUCCUCUCUGUUUAGCAUUGCAGAGAAGAUAUUGCACUUGCUUAGGUUUUGGGAAUCUCUUUUUUCUUGAUGUUGUUUCCACAGUCCAGACAAAGUGAAAGGACUCUAGAGGUGGGGAGGAGAGUUUGCUGCAGGAGGAAAUAGCUGUUGCUUUAACGACCUGUGCUGUUGCACUGGGACUUAACCUGCCGACGUGAACUGAUAGUGCUGUGUCAUCAGGAAAUUACUAUCUGAGGCCCCAGUAUUUUAAGGCCUCAAUUCUGCUGUCAUUUCUGCAUGGGAUGAGCCCCGUGUCUGCAGAGAACCAUGUGGAUUUCACAGGAUCUGUUUGUGGAUGUGAAAGCUCUGCCCAGGCAGUCAGCUUUAGAAUUGUGUCCUUAACACACACACACACACACUCUGUUGUAGUGAUAAGACUGUUGAUAUUAAGUGUAAUUUGGGUGCCUGUUAUAUAGCCAAACCCCUUGUUACUACAUUUUCUCAACUAAGGCAUGAGCAGAAGCCCUUUGCUGUACAGCAUCUGUGGAAAAAAAAAAAAAGAAAAAGAAAAAGGCAAAAAAAAGGCAAAAAAAGAAGAAAAAUUAAAAAAGCUUAAAAAAAUUGAAAUAGUUGACAUAUGUCUAGUAACUUAAGGCAUGUGAUUUUGGUCUGUGGGUCUCACCAAACUUUGCUUGUGUACCUGCCUGAAUGUUUUCUUAGAUCUGCAGCUAUGUCUCAGUGAGAAGGAGGAUUUUGUUCUCCUGAAGGGGCACAGCAGCAGCUCUCAUCUGCCAGGCCUGUGGGUGACUGCUUGCUGCUGGCCAGGGUCACGGGUUGGAUGCAUCCUCUGCACUUUGAUGUGAAGUUGUCUGAAAUAUGGUGAUUAACAUGAUUAUUGGAAUACUGUAUUUUGUAUAACUUAGAACAUGUAAAUACACUUUUAAAACUAACCUGUUCUACCAAGUAAUAAAUAAGUGCUUCCAUUGUAAUAUCUGAAUAUUGUUAAUGCUUCAUGUAGCUUGAUUUGGGGUUAUAUAUAUAUAUUUUUUUUUUCCUAGAGAACUACAAAAAUCAAAACCAAGAUUGAUGUUGUGGAAUCCUAGUCUAGUUGUGAUGCUUUCUAUCAACAACAACAAAGUUGUAAAAGUAAUAGUAAUGAGCCACUUAAGCAGAGAAACAGAGAAUUUGAAGGAACUGAUUCUCUUCCAGUCUUUCUUUAACAGUAGUCACUGAUUGCAUUCAUCGUUGUGCACACCUCAUUAGCUGGACAGCUGAUUUGGUUUUUUUGGUGAGUAGCAUUUGGAGAGUGGCAAUACUAAAUUACUCCUAAAGCUUAGUGACAGAGGAAAAUGGAAGUUGUUUUGUUGGUCGUUGGGGUUUUUCUUUUUAACUGUUCUCUCUCCUGGCUCAAACAGAUCUGUCUCCAGAUGGAUUGCAGCAAGUUGCAGUGAAACAGUGAGUGACUGUUGCUGGAGCUCAUUUGUAACCUAGGCAGUCUACAUCUUUAUUAGCUCUGUGAUGUACAUAGAUGACACAGCUAUCCUGGUGUGCUGUAGAGAGAGAGACAAAGUGAUUAAUGACUUGAGGUUUUGCUGAGUAGGUGUUGAGUGGAUGCUGCACAGCUGGAGCUUUCAUCAGCUUCCAUGACCUUUUCUAUUAAAACCCUACAAACCAAAACAGUGGAGUGAGACUGGCAAGCAGACUGCUAGGAAAUACGAACAUUUGAGUUUUGAGGAGGAGGUGAAAUUGAUCUCCAUUAGCCUUCAUCUAAAGGAAUUAGCCUGUGGUGACACUUUCUCAGCCGUAAGAUAACUUCUUUGUCUUUCAUGCUGUACUGGAGCAGUUCCCUCUCUGCUAACAGCUGUGUCUGCAGUGUUCCAUACAUGACAAAGCCACAGCAUCUUUUGCACUGGGCAGAGAUUGUGGCAUCUCUUUUUUUUUCUUUUUCUUCCCCUCCCCCCAUCCCCUUUCAGUGUCUCUGGGCUGAAAAACAGCUAUGAAACAGCUAAGCCUACGUGCAAGUCACUCAGCAAACUUUAUUCCUGUAAAGCUUUUUCAGAGACACACAGUUUUUAGUUUGAGGGGACUCCUAACUGCUAUAUUUGGCCUGAAAUUCUGUUGCCUCUUGGAUAAAAGGUCUUUGGGGUUGGGGUUUUUUUUUGGCUUCAGACGUGACACUGAUCUUUCCCAUUCAUUCACUGGGAUGGAUGGUAAAUCUGCCCAGUAUUUAUAUAAGAUAUAAAUCUGAUCUUAGUUUCACUGCACGUUGUUUAAUCUCUUGGAUGUCUGUUCCUUGAGGUUGUCUGUACACUGCCUGUAAAUGUAGCUGCUUUUUGAAGCAGGCCAUCAAGUGCUAUUUGAGAACAUCCUGGCUAGAAGUUUCUAGAGAAAAUGAAAGAGAUCAUCAAGUUUGUGAAGUGGCUGGGUUAAAAAGCAUUGCCAUAAAUGGUUUUAAUUUAUAUAUGAUUUUUUUUUUCUUUUGCUUUUUGGGUCCCAAACUGCUUAUUUUGUACAUAAACCUACACACGCUCCUGGCAGCUGAUGGGUGAAAAUAAAGGUGCUUUAAACAGCAAUCUAACGAGGAAAGGGCAUUUCACUGUUGCAGAGUUGGUAUUAUUUUGUAUUUCCAUUUAUUACACUUUUUAAACUGUAUAAACCACAGAUUUGAAUUCUCAGUCUUCAGCUUGGAUUUUGUGAGUAGUUUAAAUCCUCUCACCUCUCUCUGCUCGUUAACUGGUUUUUAAGAAAACAAGAGAAGCUUUUGUUUAAAAUGUACAAUUUUGACUGUAUUGAAUUCUGUUAGUACCCUUCCUUUUUAAGAAAUAAAAUGUAUAUUCCACUA